This is a messenger RNA of Paramecium pentaurelia, 1056 nucleotides long. The record is from the annotation of a GenBank genome assembly. Lineage: Eukaryota; Ciliophora; Oligohymenophorea; Peniculida; Parameciidae.
AUGUCUUCUAAUAAAAAUAUAGAGUAAUCUCCAGAAACCCAGAGUAUAAGAAAUUCAAUUCGACAUUAGUCCUUAUAUUAGAGUGUACAAGAAUUCUCAGGAUAUAAAGAAAAAAUGUAAGAUCUAAUGUUACCAAAUGUUGAAUUUAUAGAUCCAUCAAAUUUUAAGAAAUAAAAUGAAUGCAUAGUUUGUAGCAUAGAAUUUACUUAGACUAAUAGAUAGCAUCAUUGUAGGUAAUAAUAUUGAUAUUGCAAUUUUAGAAUGUGUGGAAAUUCAUGUUGUGGAGUAUGUUCACAAAAAACAAUAAAUAAGAAUAGGGUUUGUGAUAUUUGUUAUAUGAAAGCAUCUUAAAUAACUGCUGAAAAAAAGAGGACAAAAUUUUUACAAACCUUAAAGGAAUCUGCAAAAAAAUUAAGAAAACAUAUAGAAUAAGCAGAAAAGAAAAAAUAAGAUUUGAAAGAAGAACGAGAUGCUUAAUCGGAUAAAUCACAGAUUGAUUUAAGAGUAAUAGAAAAAGAGACAGAGGAUUAUCGAUUGAAGUAUUCAUAAAAAACUUAAGAUAAAUGUUAAUACGAACAAGAAGUUGAAGAAAUAAAAAAAAAAAUAUUAGAACUUAACACUCUUAAAGAAUAAAUUUAGUAAGAGUUUUAAGAAAAAGAAUAAGAAAUACGAGCUUAUGAUACUAAUUUAUAUCUAAGGGAUCAAGAAUUAAAUGAUAAAAAGACUUAGUUACAAAGAUUAAGAUAAUAAAAAGAAGAAUUAGAAAAUAUGUCCAAUAAAAUUGAAUAAAAUCCAGAAUUAGUUGAAGAAAUAAGUAUUCCAGAGCCUAUUUAACCAAUAUAAAAAGAGUAACAAUAAUAAUAAUGGUACAACACUAAUAUUGAUAUUGAUGAAAUUAUGUAUGGAAAUAGUGAUAAUUCUAAGGAUUCAACAACUUUAAUUAAACAAGAAUUACCUCAAUAAUAACCAAAAAAAUAAAAUCCUAAAACACCAAGUCAAACAAAAGAAAAUAAUGAAAAUGAAAAUGAAGAUAAAUAUAAAUGUAUUAUUUUCUGA